Molecule: messenger RNA, 1861 nt
Organism: Dromiciops gliroides (monito del monte)
Lineage: Eukaryota; Metazoa; Chordata; Mammalia; Microbiotheria; Microbiotheriidae
Gene: ZNF365
Product: zinc finger protein 365
Biological process (GO): regulation of neuron projection development; regulation of DNA strand resection involved in replication fork processing; telomere maintenance
Cellular component (GO): centriolar satellite
Source: RefSeq, a predicted model, not a curated record
CGGGCCCCGCCGCGGGGAGGGGGGGGUUCGGGGAGGGAGGGCGUCAGUGCCGCGGGGUACCGGGCUCAGCCUGAUUUACGGCUCUGCUGAAAACCGCUUCCUCCGAGCCGCAGCCGAGCCUCCACCCGGCCGCCGCCGCCGCAGCAACAAGUCUGGAUUUUUAGAGUAAUGCAACAGAAGGCUUUUGAGGAAAAUCGAUACCCCUGGCAGGAGUCAUUUGAAAAUGUCGCGGUGUGCCUCCCCUUCCGCUGCCCACGGUGUGGAGACCAUACCCGCUUCAGAAGCUUGUCGUCCUUGAGGGCCCAUCUGGAGUUCAACCACAGUUAUGAAGAGAGGAGCCUCAUGACAAAAUGCAGCCUCUUCUCUCCCCUCAAGGACCCAGACCUGAUCACAUCGUCGGAACCCCUGAAAUUGGGGAGCGGCGGCCGAGCGGUCAGGCAGAAAUCGAGCUAUGUGAACUUGUGUAACCUGUCCCGAGAAAACCUAAAGGACAGGAAGUCCCUCCAGGUGGUGGCCGAGAGGCCUGUGUCUUUCGUGCCCGUCUACACUUCCAUUGACUCCUUGGGUGGCCCACGGUCCAGCCCUGGGCUUCCCUCCACGGAUGCCAAAGCUUCCUUUGAGGCCCACGUGAGGGAAAAGUUCAAUCGGAUGGUCGAGGCAGUGGACAAGACCAUCGAGAAGAGGAUCGACAAACUGACCAAAGAGCUCGCGCAAAAGACUGCGGAACUGUUGGAAGUCCGGGCAGCUUUUGUGCAGCUAACUCAGAAAAAACAGGAAGUGCAGAGGCGAGAGAGGGCUUUGAAUCGGCAGGUGGACGUGGCGGUGGAGAUGAUAGCAGUGCUGAGACAACGGCUUACCGAGUCUGAGGAGGAGCUGCUCCGGAAAGAAGAAGAAGUUGUCACGUUCAACCAUUUUGAAGCGGCCGCCGAGAAGGAAGUCCAGGGAAAAGCCAGACUACAGAAUUUCAUCGAGAACCUGUUACAACGGGUCGACUUAGCUGAGAAGCAGCUAGAGUAUUAUCAAAGCCAGCAGGUCUCAGGCCAUGGCAAGGCUACCAGUGAGCACUUGUUUACAGACAUCGCCUCCAAUAGGAAAUCCAAAUGCCUGUGCCGAGGGGGCCCACACCCUGCAUGCCACAACCCUGACCUCAAGGCCCACUUCCACCCAAAGGGAAGGAAUUCCCUGAAGAAAGCCAAGGAUGAACGAGGGAGUGCGCAGUCAUCGAGGUUUGUCCAUGACCUUGCCGAUUCCCCGAGAGAACUCUGGAGACCUCUGAAGAAAGGCGAACCUCUGGGUGCAGCCAGGAAAGUCAACGUUAAGGCCAAAAUGGUCAAAAAAAAGCCACUGGCCAUUGUGAAUAUUAUCUGAAGAGAGUGGGGGGUCACUGAGCUGCAGGUCCUGGGCUUUGGGGAAGGGAAAGCAACUUGAUCAAAGAACCACUUGGCCAGUCAUCCUGUAGUACCUUGAUUAACUUUGUGUGAACAGGAAAACCUCAGUUAACUAGUCCUCUAUCAACCAGAGCAUUAAGUUACCCACCUCUGAGGAUCGAAUCACUUUAGAGGAAAAUCACUAAAAUAAAAACAAACAAACUCAUAUUAAUGCCCCAAACCCCUCCUCUCAGUAUAUGCUUGAAGACUCUUAACCAUUCCACCUAAUCCCCACCCUCUUCUAAGUAUCCAGUGCUAAUCAGUGAUUACUGAUUUUCUGUACCCAAGGCAGUCUUAACCAUCAGUGGAAUAUUCAGUUAUACUCCCUGAUUUACUAAGAAAAAAAGUGAAUUUUAUAAAGUAUUUUUUUCUCUAACAAGAAAGAUUGGGCCAACAAAAAAGUGAUACUACCUUCUAACUUUAUAGGAAUCACU